AUGUCUGGCCUGCCGUACCUACAGAAAUUGCGUAAGAGCGAUCUUACCGACUUCGCCGAAGCCACCAAGUUGCCAGAUUAUGUUGGUCUGAAAAAGGCCGAACUCGAAGUCGCGUUGGACGAACAUCUGCGCGCGAACUCGACCCGAUACGGCAAAGAACCUGUUCUGGGCGAAUACUACAAGCGCAUCGCCAGUAGCACCCGGUCACCAGUCAAGAAACUCGCACAGAAGGUCUCGGACAUAGUGAAAUCAGAUGAAGAUGCUGCGCCCGUCAAGAAGAGCAGGCGCAAGACGACCUCUCCUACGGAAGACACAACCGACAACGAGUCACCCACUGUUUCCGCCUUGGUCAAGGCUCCUGCAAAAGAGAUCGCACGUCGCUCGUCUAUCUUGACAUCUCAAAUACCCAUGCCGCCGUCGCCAGCGGUGGUGACAGACGCUAUUGAUCAACAAACGCGUCGCAUUCGCAGCUCAAUCGCAGACGCGUAUGAUCGCACUCAGAUCCAUGAAUUUGCCGAUGCCACACGCGAUCUUCUCUCGUCGCCUCUGACCAUCACUGCCCUGGCCAUCCUGCUCGAAGCGUAUGGUUUGCGCGCGCAGAUCUUACCCAACAAGCUGUUGACGGAAAUCCCACCGGUGCCAUACAUCAAGUCAACCAAGACCCCGAUCAAUGUCCCUGAUCUGUUCUUGCUCCUUGAUUCCAAGUUUUGGGCUCCCUUCUCUCUCUGGACGCUUACGUCGUUCAUCCUUCCGGCCUUGAUCUCAUACUUCAUCAAUCUACCACUCAAGGCUCAUCCCAUCCACUCGCACGCGACGCGCCGAGCCACUGCUGAAGCCAGCAGUCAGUUGCAGUUUGAUCCCUUCAUCUUCAGUCUGGCCAAGGGCUUGAUUGCCUACUUGGUGUAUGCCCAACACUUCAACUUCGGUGGCUUGUAUCAACACUUCACUAUCGCCACCAUUAACGAGAGCAUACUGGGUGGAUGGUUUGCCCUUCUCAUCAGCUCUGGUCUUGGUGCGGCUGUUAGCUUGUAUGAAGCUGUGUUGAGAAAAUAG
This is a messenger RNA of Capronia coronata CBS 617.96, 1053 nucleotides long. RefSeq lists its product as uncharacterized. The coding region runs from base 1 to 1053 and encodes 350 amino acids. The transcript is spliced from 3 exons. NCBI's taxonomy places the organism in Eukaryota, Fungi, Ascomycota, Eurotiomycetes, Chaetothyriales, Herpotrichiellaceae. Gene Ontology annotation, cellular component: membrane. The record is from RefSeq and is a predicted model, not a curated record.